This is a messenger RNA of Cuscuta epithymum, 2782 nucleotides long. NCBI's taxonomy places the organism in Eukaryota, Viridiplantae, Streptophyta, Magnoliopsida, Solanales, Convolvulaceae. The record is from the annotation of a GenBank genome assembly.
UAAGGUUGCAGGUGCUAGCAAUGGGGGCGUGGUACGAAAAAUAAAAAAGUACAGUAAAAAUGAAGCAUGUCUAUAAAUAAUGGAAUUUCGCGGAUAAAUUGGGCGGCUAUUGGCGCGCGAAACCAAAGGCAUGGAACUCGCAUUGCCUAGUGGCUUUCUGGCCUCUCGUCCUCGCCAAUGUUUCCGUUAUGCCAAAACUCAAUCCUCUCAGUUUUAUCCAAUGCGCAAUUUCGAAUCCUCCAGGCAAGGCUACUACGUAGACCGGAGAAGGUUGAUCGGCGAUGUCAUGGCUACGAUCGGCGGUGAGCAAAGCUGUGGAAGUCGGCGGAAACGGGAAUAUCACUCGCAACCUUCGCAGCUAUGCGGGAUCCGUUGCCCAGCAUGCCGGUUACGCCGGCUUCGACGAUGCAAAGAAAAUUCACGACCGAUCUGGUCCUGGAAACAUCAAGAGCUUUAAGCAUGCUUUGAAAAGAUUAGAAGAACAGUCAGUUUCUUGCAGAGGUAUAGAGAGACUUCAGCAACUACGCAGGUGGUUAGUUGCUCUUAAAGAGAUUGAUAGAUUGCAUGGAACUAAAGCAGAAGCAGGGAAAAACAUUGAACCCGUAGAUAUAUCCAUCUCAAAGAAGGAUCUUCCUAAAGAACCUACUAUGGUUUUAUAUCAUGAUCCUGAUCUUGGUGGGGAACCAAUGAAUUUUAAAGACUUGUUUCUUCGCAGUCAAGCUCUUGAAGGCAUCGUCUUGUCAGUGAUUCUUGAAGCACCAGAUGAUGAAGAGGUGUCAUUGCUUACAGAGAUCUUUGGACUCUGUCUUACUGGCGGGAAAGAAGUCUGUGAUGCAACAAUAGCUAGCAUAGAAGCUCUGGCUAAAGCUUUCUCAAGCUAUAAUGAUGAAUUAUUGGCAAAGAAGGAAGACCUGCUUCUAUUUGCACAAAGUGCAAUUGCUGGGCUGAAAGUAAAUGCUGACAUAGCAAGAAUAGACUCUGAAGUCUCAAACAUACAACAGGACCUGCAGAAAAUGCAAUGCUGGCCACCUUCAAAGGAAGUUGGAAAAUCAUGUGGGUCUUCUACAGAGAUAACGGAGACUUUGAAAGAAGAACUUGCUCAGAUACAACUAUUUUCCAAAUUGGAGUCACUUUUAUUACAGGAGAAGAUUUUGCUCAAUAGAAGUGAAUCAGGAAACCAUUUUCAAAAGGUUGAUAAGUUAAAGGUUUUGUCAGAGUCCCUUUCGUGCUCUGCUUCAAAAGCUGAAGAACGCAUUUCUGAGAGCAGACUUCAGAGAGAAGGAGCACUUAGCUUUCGUAUUUCAAAAGCGAAUGAAUUCUCCCAUCUUGAAAAGGAGCUGACAGUCAAAAUUCAUGAACUUGAGAAGCAAAAAGAUGAUCUUGAAGCUGAGUUGAUGAAGGUAAAUUCCACCUUGUCUUCUGCAUAUGCCCAUCUACGCAAUGCCAGGGAGGAAAGAGAUCAGUUUAAUGAAGCUAGCAAUGAAAUUAUUCAACACAUCCAAAUGAAGGAGGAGGAGUUUUCUAGAUCUAUUGCAUCAUACAGAGCUGAGGCAGACGUUUGUGAUGCAUUUAUUUACUUCUUAGAAGACACACAGGGAUUUGAAUCAUCAUAUAUUAGACAAAAGGAGAAGCAUGUCAAUGAGGAACUGGAGAGAUGUGAAGAUUAUUUUGGGGAUUUGGUGAUCCGCGUCUUAUCUGCAUACCAGGAUGAGCUAGGGCCUUCUAUUUUGAAUGUCAAGAAACUUGCAGAGGACUUGAUAGGGUAUUAUUGCUCAUUACUGCAUUUGAAAGAGUAUGAUAAUUGAAGAGAAUUAACCAUGUUACUAUGUUCGGACUACCAGGUCAGAGAUCAUGGAUACUGCUUCAAACGGAGAUAAUAAGAGUGCAGUGGAUGCAAGACGACGGCUGGAGGAGGAAUAUCUGAAAGCAGAAACCAAGUUAAUAACCACAUUCAGUAUUGUGGAAAGCAUUAAAAAGCAGUUCUAUGCGCAAACUGAAGGAAUUUCAAGGAAGGAUUAUGAAAAUGUGAAUCAACAAUUUGAAAGUCUGGGAAAGAUCAAAGAAGAAUUUGAAUCCAUCAACAGACCAUCUCUGGAAGUUGAAACUCCUAGAAGGAGAUCCAAACCAUUAAAGUUGAUGUCAGAACCCAACACUCCCCCAUCUUUCAAUCAAAAUGUAGAACCCGUCACCCCUGGAUCACCUCUGCAAAAUGAAAGAACACAUAGAUCCCUGAUGAAGGGGAGUCUGAGAAAGAGUCUAUCUAUGGCUAUACGUCAGACAAACGACGCAGUAAGCUUUGCCCGAGGAGAAGAGGGUUUCAUGUCCCAAAAAAUCCUGAGAACAAAGUCAGUGGAUCCAGCUGCGCAACUCUCAAAGCUGAAGAUGGAGUUGGAACUUGAGAACAGUACCAGAGACCAAUCUUUCGACGAAAUUUAUGACUGGGAAUCCGAUGUAAAUGAAAAAGAGAGGAUACACGUUGGUGAAUGAGUUCUUACAAUUCUUUUUUUACCCGUGACCAAAUUGUGUUACUCAAGUGAAGAGGAAGACUGUUUAACAGGUGAGGGACACUUGCUGACAUUCCCCAUACAUGCAUACAUGCAUGCAUGUAUUCUCUGCUCUAAUUCAGAAUGCAUCUAAACAAAAUACUCCUACCUAGUAGUAUAUUAUUAUAUCCAAUCUUGAUGAGUAACAAGUGCAGAGCACGUAAGAAAACGUUAUAUAUUUAGGAAUUUCCAUUCUUACAUUUGAAUUCUAUGCGAAGUAUAUUAAUGCUACGUAUUUU